AUGGAGGUUGACAGCUCGAAACCAGAAGCUGCCCUUGCUUCGACCGACAAAGCACAAUCUCCUGCUUCAUCCGCAAGGCCCAAGAGAAAGACUGCAGCCAAGGUGAACUACAAAGAAUCCGGAGAAAACGACGACUUCUCGAGGUUUCAGACCAAUGAGCAAUCCUCUAAGACCACUGGAUCAUUCAAGCAGCCAAAAAAGCAGCAACAAAAUUCGAAGGUGAAAACCUCGAUUCCGGGACCCUCCUCUGCUAAUGGUAUCGUCGCUCCCAGCAAUGGCAAUCAUUCACAAUCGCCAACCACGCCGAACGGUUAUCUUUCUGUUGAUGAUGAAAUACCGCUGAACUGGCAGCCUCCCAUUCGUUCGGUUGACCGGUUCAACCAUAUUUUGGAUUUGAAGACUGCAAAGGUGGAGAACAACGUGCUUACCAUGAAGGACGGUACCAAGGUGCGGAAGAAUGACCAUAUCUACAUGGUUUGCGAGCCCCCCGGAGAACCAUAUUAUAUUGCCCGAGUCACAGGCUUUGUGAAAAAGGAUAAGGCCAAUUCCACCAAAAAUGCCAAAAAUUUCAAUUUCAAAGUUUGCUGGUUUUACAGACCGCGUGAUCUGAAUAGACACUCGGUGGACUCUCGUCUAUUGUAUGCUACUCUGCACAGCGACGAAUGUCCGAUCCAAAGUUUUAGAGGACUUGUCACUGUUAAGCACAAGAUUGAUAUUAAAGACCUGGAUCAGUACAGAGCAAGCGCAAAUUGCUUCUACUUCGACAAACUGUAUGACAGAUACAUGAUCAAGAUGUACGAUGUUCUUCCCACGGUGAAACUGAUCAAUUUGCCAACUGACUACUACAAGGCUUUGAAUAAGAGAUACGAAUUUGUAUUCGUGGAGGUUGGCCGAGGUUCCGACUUGAUGACUGCUCCAAAAAAUUGUGAGAAGUGUUCGCAAUGGUGUUCGUCAGCUGACUCCAUAGACUGCCAUAAGUGUGGAAAAUACUACCAUAUGCUGUGUCUUGAUCCACCAAUAUUCAGCAAGCCUAAAAGAGGCUUUGGUUGGUAUUGUGCCAAAUGCUCCAGGGACUUGGAGAUCGAGUUGCAUGAGAAAAGAGGAAAAAUGCUGGAGCAAUCGGGGUCUUAUCAGACCGACUCGGACAUGGAAUUAGACUCGGAAUCCAUGGAUGACCAAGCUUCCUCGGACCAGGAUCAGCGAAGAGCAGAGUCAGAAGAGGAUUCUGUUCCCAAAUACGAGAGAAUGGCCGCACAAUUUUUGGAAAACGAUUCUAAGUUGAGUCUGAAACAGAGACGUGAUCUGGAAGAAUGGCCGUAUCGCUAUCUUGGAGUUCAUGCCAAAUUCGAGGAUGCCUUGGAUCUCCAGGAUCGUCCAUACCCAUUGGCUGCUUCUAGACUGGGCACUAGACAUCAAUGCACGGGAAUCCCUGAAUGGUUUGACCAUAUCGUUCAGUAUUACGACAAAACUGAACCCAAAGGGAAACCCAAGAAAUCGGCCAAAACAUCUAAACGUGCCAAAGGUGGGUCUCCUUCGCCUUCGCCAGAGCAGGACGAGAAGCCACUACCUCCUGUUCCCGAAGAGUUCAAGGAUCUGGAUCCGGUAGAAUAUCCUCCGUGGUUGCAAGAGAGGCCCAAGGGCUAUGUGGAGAGAGGUGGUCAUGACACUUCCGUAUUAAUGUGGAGACAGCCCGAUUCAGAGGAGGCGCAAGAGAUGGUAGCCACGUACGUUGCGAACUGUGCACGUUAUGCUGAGUCACUAGGACUGCUUCGUGAUACCCCUAAUUUCAUGGAUGCCAUAUUGAAGGUUCUCUUGGAUAACGCAUAUGAUCCGGAGAAGGCCAUCAAGGUAGUCGCAAAGUUCACUCGAGAAUCGCUAAUGGAGCCAACAUUUUCCGCCGAAGAAGUGGCUAAGUUUGAAGCAGCUGUCAGAAAGCACGGAAGCGAGCUUUACCCGGUCUACAAGGAGGUGGGCUCGCAGUCCAGUGCCAAUAUCGUGAGGUUCUAUUAUCUGUGGAAGAAGACGCCGAACGGCCAUGCUAUCUGGGACAACUAUGAGGGAAGGCCCAAGAACAGGCUCAAGAACCAGAAGUCCAAGGGCGAUUUGGACGACUCGGGUGAUGAUUCCGCAUUUGACCGCCAGAAGGUGAGCAAAUGCUCAAGAGACUUUGAGUGCAAGCAUUGCCACACCACCAAAUCUCUGCAAUGGUUCCGUGUUUCUGGUGUUUCGCAGGAUAAUAAGAAAGAGCCAAUGUUGGCGCUGUGUUUCCGCUGUGCCAGACUGUGGAGACGUUACGGUGUGGAAUGGGACGACCCUUCUGAAGUUACCAAGAAACAGCCGCAAAAAAGCAACUGGAAGCGCAAAGUCGAGGCCGAGCUACUGGAAGAUGCUGAAAGGGUCCUGGCAGCCAGGGCGAAAUAUAGAGCCAAUCCAAAGAAGAUUUCCGGAGUUCAAGGCGCUUCUUCUCCUCUGAAGAGAAAGUCCGUGGGAGACGUUAAUCCUGAGGUUGAGGAUUUGCCUGUGACACCAAAGAAAACGAAGCCCGAUGGAGGGCUUCCGAGACUCAAGAUCGAGAAGCCAAAGAAGAAAUCUUCUCCGGUCAAGCAGGAGCAGACAGACCAGGCAUUCACGGUAGUGAUGGAUGUUCCGGAUAUUUCGAGUGUGAUUCUUCGUCAAAAGGAACAACUUCUUCAGAUAGAGAAGUGCAAGCCUGAAAACAGGCUAAAGGAACGAUACGACAGCAAGUUCAAGGUGCCUAUUCCAGAUUUUCUGGAAGAUGAAGAUGCCAAGAAGACGGCCAAUCGUCCAGCUGCGCCUAAAAUGCCUUUGCUGUUUCAUCCUUCUUCAAGACCAUGCUGUGUUUGUCGGGAAACUAAUUCUCCAGAAUCUGUUGUGAUUUGCAACAACUGUGGACUGAACGUUCAUGCCAGUUGCUAUGGGGUGAAAUUAUUUGACAGCAUUGACAAAGAUCCUUUCACCAAAGUGUGGUAUUGCGAUGUCUGCAGUAACGAUUGCCAUCCAGUCAUUAGAACUCAAUACUCGUGCUCUUUGUGCCUGGCCAGAGAGGUGGACCACGAUAGUGCCAUCAAAGGCUCCAAGAGUGCCGUUCCAGAUGCUCUCAAAAGAACUGAGAACCACAGAUGGUGUCAUGUGAUGUGCUCUAUGUUUUCACCUCAUUGCACAUAUGGGAACGCACAGAUGCUCCAGCCAAUUAAAGGCAUUGAGGAGACUCUCCUUCAGAACGUGGGAAAAACCUGUUGGGCAUGCCAGACCCACGGAGGCUCUCUCACGAGAUGCUCUCUGUGUCCAAAGAACCUCCACGUGACAUGCGCUCUUGACAUACCCGGAAGCGUCGUGAAGCUCAUCAUUAACACCGACGUGAAGGAUAAGACCUCCCUGAGGGUUAGCGGACGCGGCUUGGUUGGAAAGCCCAGACCGGCCAUUGUGUGUAACGAUCAUAGUGCGGAGGAGCUUAGCCAACUGAAUUUAGUAAACUUCCGCGAUAUGGCCACUCGGGGAAAACAGGGCGAGUCCAAGACGUUGAUUGAAUGGUAUAUGGAAGAUAAGGCUGAUCACGAAGGGCUGAUGGGUCCCAAGUCUCGGGCUGCUCAAUACUUGCGUUUGCAAAAAAUUAACGCGGAAUUGGCUCCAGUUGUGAGUAUCAAGAGCGAGGACGAACAGCCCAAGGGCACCACCAGUUGUGGAAAAUGUGGAACACACCUUGCUUUCAGAUGGUACAAUUCCGAAAACGACUUGAAGUUGUGUCAUCUUUGUCAUUCCAGGGCCUCUUCGGAAGAGGAAGGUGAUGAUAUUGAAAUCCCCAACCUGCUCACUGCCAUAAGAGCACCUCUAAAUGGUUCAAAGUUUGGAAUUUCAUCGCCUUUGGAUCAUAUCAGGAUUGUACCCCAGGAGGUACAUCCAGGCCCUUCCUAUAAGAACGGGAAAGUUUCCAUCAGUGAUUUGCUAGAUUGA
Kuraishia capsulata CBS 1993 is the source of this 3972-nucleotide messenger RNA. RefSeq lists its product as uncharacterized. Gene Ontology annotation, biological process: histone catabolic process. Gene Ontology annotation, molecular function: chromatin binding; ubiquitin-protein transferase activity. Gene Ontology annotation, cellular component: Lid2 complex. Bases 1 to 3972 code for a protein of 1323 amino acids. The record is from RefSeq and is a predicted model, not a curated record. The transcript has a single exon. Lineage: Eukaryota; Fungi; Ascomycota; Pichiomycetes; Pichiales; Pichiaceae.